Messenger RNA from Momordica charantia (bitter melon), 940 nucleotides. Its product is annotated as homeobox-leucine zipper protein HOX3-like. The record is from RefSeq and is a predicted model, not a curated record. Gene Ontology annotation, molecular function: sequence-specific DNA binding; DNA-binding transcription factor activity, RNA polymerase II-specific. Gene Ontology annotation, biological process: regulation of DNA-templated transcription. Lineage: Eukaryota; Viridiplantae; Streptophyta; Magnoliopsida; Cucurbitales; Cucurbitaceae.
UUAAAUCUCUCCAUCUUUCCCUUUCUUCUUCCUUUCUUCUUCUUCUUCUUUAUCCUCUCCACAACUUCCAUGGCGGUUUCACCAAUCAACUCAUCCAGCUUAGAGCUCUCCAUUUCCAUGCCGGGCUUUGCUUCUUCCCCGGCUCGUCCUUCCUUCGCGAGGGAAUUAGACAUGAACCGGGUACCCGCGGGGGCGGUGGCGGAAGAAGAAUGGGCGGUGGCACUGAGCACCGAGGAGGAGGAAGAAGAGAGCAGCGCUAAUGGAGGUCGGCCGAGGAAGAAGCUUCGUCUGUCGAAAGAUCAGUCUCGUCUACUUGAAGAAAGCUUCAGACUCAACCAUACGUUAAACCCAAAGCAAAAGGAAGCUUUGGCUAUGGAGUUGAAGCUGAAACCAAGGCAAGUUGAGGUCUGGUUUCAGAAUCGUAGGGCCAGGAGCAAGUUGAAGCAAACGGAGAUGGAAUGUGAGUAUUUGAAGAGAUGGUUUGGAACAUUGACAGACCAGAACCGUCGGCUACGCCUUGAACUGGAGGAGCUGAGGGCCAUCAAGGUUGCUCCACCCGCCCUCAUCUCAGCCCCCACCCGUCAACCGACCCUCCCGGCGUCCACCGUAACCAUGUGUCCGCAUUGUGAGCGCGUAACCGCUGCCUCUAUAAUAUCCGGUAAGGCUGCAGCCCCCGCCACCGCAGUCACCGCCACAAUGCCAUCGAAGGCACUUCUGACCGCCCACAAACUGCGGCGGCCAUCGGCCGCUUGCUGAUCGGCCGGACAAGAGGCCGAGAAAUGAAGAAGAUAAUAAAUAAUGGCAAAGGUUAGAAAAUGAGCAUAGGCCUUUCAUUCCUCCAUUGAAAAGAAAAUCUGCAUGGGGUUUUUUUUUUCUUUCUUUCUUUUUUUUUUAAAUUAUUAUUUUUAAAUUUUUACGUGUAAAGUAAGUGAGUUUUCUG